AUGGAACCAAAAUAUAACUACAAUCAGCAGUCUGUACAGUUGCAACCCUCCAAAUCGCUGUCGUCGAUCUUUGGUGGGAACACCAAAUUCAAGUCAUUGGCCGCAGCCAAUUUCAUCUCGGAGAACGGGAUCAAGUCAGGGCUGGCGUCGAGGCAUAGCAACUCGCAGACCUCCAUAGCGGACACUUUCAGUGAUGCGUGGCCCGCAGUGGACAGUAUUGUAGAGGGGGAGACCCGCCAGGAUCACUCGAAGUUGCACCCAGCUCAGAAAGUACAGCGGAAACUGGAAGGUUUGUAUAUACCGUUGGAGGAAUAUACCGAGGGGCCCGCAGUGGAGCAUCACCAUCACGGGAUUUUCAAGAUGGGUACACACCUGCUAAAGAAACUGGGGACAGCAGCAACAGAUGUUGGUAGAACAAAUCACCAUGAGGGGAGCGCGAGGAAGACGGAGGGGCCACGCCUCGAUAAGAUCAAGUUCUUGGACAAGUACGAGAUUCUGAAUAAAGUGAUCGGGGAGGGCGCCACUGGGUCCGUCCAAGUCAUCAGGGAACAGGCCACGGGGACACUCUACGCAAUGAAAGUGUUUAGACCACAGCAGGUGGUGUUGGAGUCGAAACACGCGUACAGGAGACACUUGCAAAAAAUUAUCCAGGAGUUCUCCAUUGGGGUCGUGUUGCACCACGAAAAUGUCAUCAAGACAGUGGACUUGCUCAUAGAUAACGACGUGAACCACGUGUCCGUCCUGGUCCUCGAGUACGUCCCCUACGACUUCUUCAACCUCGUCAUGUCGGGACAGAUGACCGUAGAAGAGAGUAACUGCUACUUUAAGCAACUCGCCAGUACAAUACAGUACCUCCAUAAAAACGGCAUUGCCCACAGAGAUCUGAAACUGGAUAACCUCGUCGUCACGGACCAAGGGAUCCUAAAACUGCUGGAUUUCGGGUCCGCGUUCAUUUUCAAAGCUCAGGGCCAGGGGGGCGUAGAGAAAUGUCUAGGGAUCGUCGGGUCAGACCCAUACUUGUCCCCAGAACUACUGGAGACAACUUACAAAAAAUAUGACCCACGUCCAGUAGACGUAUGGGCAUGCGCCAUCAUUUACUACUGCAUGAUCAUGGGGAAGUUCCCCUGGAAGGCCCCGCGGAAAUCGUUCAAUUCGUUCAGACUGUUUUCAGAGGACCCAGACGACGAGGCAGACGUCUCAAAGGGACCACUGCGUUUACUUAGAGUGCUUCCCAAGGAAUCGCAGCAUAUAAUAGCGGGGAUGCUCCUCUUGUCACCGAAAACUAGAGCCACAGUAGAGGAGGUCCUGGAGGACCCCUGGGUCCGUUCUAUCCAUCGUUGUCGUGCGGGACACAAUAACGAGGAUACAAUUGCACACGUCCAUCAUUUAGUCACCGAAGAGGGGCUGGAAGAACUCAAGAGGACGGAAAAAGACGUGCACGCCUUCCACCAUUUGCAUAUCAAUAACACCGCCUCAAGACAAUUAUCAAUGUAA
Molecule: messenger RNA, 1494 nt
Organism: Huiozyma naganishii CBS 8797
Lineage: Eukaryota; Fungi; Ascomycota; Saccharomycetes; Saccharomycetales; Saccharomycetaceae
Gene: RTK1
Product: putative serine/threonine protein kinase RTK1
Exons: 1
Coding region: 1-1494 (497 amino acids)
Biological process (GO): protein phosphorylation; intracellular signal transduction
Molecular function (GO): ATP binding; protein serine/threonine kinase activity
Source: RefSeq, a predicted model, not a curated record